AUGGCCAAAACUCAAAAGAACAAGGCUACGUCCUUUCAUUUGGGUCAACUCAAAGCCAAGCUCGCAAAGUUGAAGCGAGAACUGCUCACUGGGCCUUCGGGUGGUGGUGGUGGCGGCGGCGCUGGUUUCGACGUUGCCAGAACGGGUGUUGCUAGUAUUGGUUUCAUUGGUUUCCCAUCAGUGGGAAAGAGUACCCUCAUGAGCAGGUUGACUGGCCAACAUUCCGAGGCCGCCGCCUAUGAAUUCACAACCCUGACGUCGGUGCCUGGUCAAGUCACAUACAAUGGUGCCCCGCUGCAGAUGAUUGAUCUUCCGGGUAUCAUUGAGGGUGCCAAGGAUGGUCGAGGUCGAGGUCGGCAAGUCAUUGCUGUAGCCAAGACAUGCCAUCUCAUCUUCAUCGUCCUCGAUGUCAACAAGCCACUGUCGGACAAGCGAGUAAUUGAGACCGAGUUGGAAGGUUUUGGUAUUCGGAUCAAUAAGGGGCCCCCAAACAUAACCUUCAAGAAGAAGGACAAGGGCGGUCUCAACAUUUCCAGCACCGUGCCCCUCACACACAUUGACAAUGACGAGAUCAGAGCCGUCAUGAACGAGUACCGUAUCAACUCUGCCGAUAUCGCCAUUCGGUGCGACGCCACCGUCGAUGAUCUGAUUGAUGUAUUGGAAGCCCGGAGUCGCAGCUACAUUCCCGUCAUCUAUGUCCUCAACAAGAUUGACGCAAUCAGCAUUGAGGAACUCGACCUGCUUUACAGAAUCCCCAACGCUGUUCCCAUCAGCUCCGAGCACGGCUGGAACAUUGAUGAGUUGAUGGAAGCCAUGUGGGAUAAGCUCAAAUUGGUUCGCGUGUACACCAAGCCUAAGGGAAAGAUGCCGGACUAUUCGGCACCUGUCGUGCUACGUUCCAACAGGUGUACCGUCGAAGAUUUUUGUAACGCAAUCCACCGAACCAUUGUCGAACAAUUCAAGACGGCCAUUGUUUAUGGCAAGUCUGUAAAGCACCAGCCGCAACGAGUUGGUCUGAACCACGAGUUGGCUGAUGAAGAUAUUGGUGCGUACCUUUGUGUUAUCCCCCCAAUGCCCCGGUUCGAUACUUGA
Pestalotiopsis fici W106-1 is the source of this 1092-nucleotide messenger RNA. Its product is annotated as Ribosome-interacting GTPase 1. Bases 1 to 1092 code for a protein of 363 amino acids. Gene Ontology annotation, cellular component: cytoplasm. Gene Ontology annotation, molecular function: GTPase activity; GTP binding. The record is from RefSeq and is a predicted model, not a curated record. NCBI's taxonomy places the organism in Eukaryota, Fungi, Ascomycota, Sordariomycetes, Amphisphaeriales, Sporocadaceae. Gene Ontology annotation, biological process: cytoplasmic translation. The transcript is spliced from 4 exons.